Molecule: messenger RNA, 1427 nt
Organism: Theobroma cacao (cacao)
Lineage: Eukaryota; Viridiplantae; Streptophyta; Magnoliopsida; Malvales; Malvaceae
Product: Ubiquitin-like superfamily protein
Biological process (GO): mRNA splicing, via spliceosome
Source: RefSeq, a predicted model, not a curated record
AGAAAAUCAUUUGCCAAGCUGAAGUCAAGAAAAAAAAAUGGCGCGCAUGACAACCGACAGCCUAAACCGUUAAGAAUUCCCAAACUGUCAUCUCUUUCCUAACCGUCAAACAAGUACCAAAGAAAGCCAAAAAUAGGGAAGCAUCCUCAAUUGUUUUCUCUAAUAUCUCUCUGAUAGAGAAUCUCCCCCGACAUAAUCAAGCUCGUAACGUUUAUCGAAGAUGCGUGUCGCUUUCUCCAAAGAAUCAAAGUUUCUUCUUUCUUAUAGACCUUCUCGCUCUAAAAUGGGCUGAGCCUUCGGUAGCUGGUUUUUUUCCCGACACAAAAGCGGCGAGUUCUUCUGGUCGUUUUUCGUGUCCUUUCUUUUUUCUUUUUUUUUUUUUGGCCUUGGGUUUUUUUCUUGACAGCAUGUUGAGAAUCGAAGUGGAGGAAUUCUCUACCCCAAGGGCUUCUCUGGAGAAGCCAAGGAGGUCUAUCUCUUCGUCAUUGCCUUCCCUGGUGAUUGUCAAUGGCUUCUCUCGUAAAAGCUUCUCUUAUUCUAAGCUUCCAGAGGAACCCAUCAAGCUCUCCGUUCUCAAAUUGGAUGGCUCUUCCUUUGACGUUGAAGUUAUAAAAUCGGCCACAAUUGCAGAGCUCAAGCUCGCGGUCCAGGAUGUGUUUAGCCAUAUGCCAACAAAAGGUCCAGGAAAGAUUUCGUGGCCGCAUGUUUGGGGACAUUUUGCCUUGUGUUAUGAAGGUUGGAAAUUGGUCACAGACACUGACAGUAUCAUAAACUACGGCAUCAGGGAUGGUGAUCAGCUUCGUUUUAUUAGGCAUAUCUCGCCCAUCUAUAACAUGACAAAGAUUCAAUCAAAGAGAAGGAUUGUUGCCCGAAAACAAUCAUAUCUGUCAAUAUCAAGCUCAGCCAGCUCUUUAGGGAGUGAACAGAAUGAUGAAGAAGAUGAUGAGUACGAUGAUAUGGAGAAUGGAAGGUACCAGACUCACAAAGAUGAAAGUCCAAGUAUUGUUGUGGAACAAGAAUGCCGGUUCGGUCACUUAUGGAGAGGUUGGUCCUCAUAUUCAAGGAUGUCAACCUUUAGAAAAACAGGAUCUCGCAAAGGCGUAGUUUGCCAGUCAAGAUAUGGUUCUAGUUUCUUGGGUAAUUUUAGGAAAAUCUUACGGCUUUGGGGCAGUACAAACUAUUAUCGAAAGCAUACAUGGAAGGAAGACUAAAUGUGUAUCAUUGACACUGUUGGAUUGGUUUGGAUUAGCAUUAAGGCUGUGUUUCUGUUCUUCACCUGACAUUCUCAAAAUGCUGUCACGUCUUGUAAAAAUUUUGAAUACAAAUAGUACUAGUUUCUGUUCUUACACCAGCAUGAACCACUAAAAUGGAUCAUUCUUGAGGCCGAAUUUUUGUUUUUUAUCAGUUUAUCUCAAUCCUUUUGUGCA